Molecule: messenger RNA, 3199 nt
Organism: Dromaius novaehollandiae (emu)
Lineage: Eukaryota; Metazoa; Chordata; Aves; Casuariiformes; Dromaiidae
Gene: TMCC2
Product: transmembrane and coiled-coil domain family 2
Exons: 5
Coding region: 64-2124 (686 amino acids)
Biological process (GO): amyloid precursor protein metabolic process
Cellular component (GO): endomembrane system
Source: RefSeq, a predicted model, not a curated record
GCCGCCGCCGCCGUAGCCGCCGUAGCCGCCGCCGCCUGCCCGGGGGAGCCGCGGCGCAGCGGCAUGAAGCGGUGCCGCUCGGACGAGCUGCGGCAGCCCGAGGAGGACCCCGGCGCGGCGGCGGCGGCGGAGGCGCCCGGCCCCGCCGCGAUGGAGGCCAAGCCCGGGGAGGCGGCGGCGCCGCCGGAGGCGGGGGCCGGCCCGCCGCCGCGCACCAAGCCCCCCGACCUCAAGAAAAUCCAGCAGCUGUCCGAGGGCUCCAUGUUCGGCCACGGCCUGAAGCACCUUUUCCACAGCCGCCGGCGGUCGCGGGAGCGGGAGCACCAGAACUCCCAGGACUCGCUGCCGCCCCAGCCCGGCGCCUCCGACCACGACUCCCCCGACGAGAAGGAGCGCUCGCCGGAGAUGCACCGCGUCUCCUACGCCGUGUCGCUGCACGACCUCCCCGCGCGCCCCACCGCCUUCAACCGGGUGCUGCAGCAGAUCCGCUCCCGGCCCUCCAUCAAGCGGGGCACCAGCCUGCACAGCGGCAGCCGGCGGGCCAAGAGCGGCUCGCUGGAGCCGCAGCGGGGCAGCCCCCACCUGGGCCGCCGGGCCCCCCAGGACAGCAGCCUCACCGCCAUCCUGCACCAGCACCAGGGCCGGCCCCGCUCCUCCUCCACCACCGACACCGCCAUCCUCCUGGCCGAGAGCGGGGCCGUGUACCUGCUCACCGAGGACACCGAGGGCCUCGCCGAGAAGCUGGACAAGGGGGACGUGACCGCGCUGAGCCUGCCUCCCAACGCCGGCCACGGCGACGCCGACGGCAACAUCUGCCUGGACGUCCCGGAGGGCACCCCGGAUCCCCACCGGACCAAAGCCGCCAUCGAGCAUCUGCACCAGAAGAUCCUCAAGAUCACCGAGCAGAUCAAAAUCGAGCAGGAGGCUCGGGAUGACAACGUGGCCGAAUACCUGAAGCUGGCCAACAACGCGGACAAGCAGCAGGCCUCCCGCAUCAAGCAGGUCUUCGAGAAGAAGAACCAGAAGUCGGCGCAGACGAUUGCGCAGCUGCACAAAAAGCUCGAGCACUACCACAAGAAGCUGAAGGAGAUCGAGCAGAACGGGCCGUCCCGGCAGCCCAAGGAUGUCUUCCGGGACAUGCACCAAGGCCUCAAGGACGUGGGUGCCAACGUCCGCUCCAGCAUCAGCGGCUUCGGAGGCGGCGUUGUGGAGGGCGUCAAAGGCGGGCUCUCGGGCUUGUCGCAGGCCACCCACACCGCCGUGGUCUCCAAGCCCCGGGAGUUUGCCAGCCUCAUCCGCAACAAGUUUGGCAGCGCGGACAACAUCGCCCACCUGAAGGACACGCUGGACGACGGGCACCCCGAGGAGGCGUCGCGGGCCCUCAGCGGCAGUGCCACCUUGGUCUCCAGCCCCAAGUACGGCAGCGACGACGAAUGCUCCAGUGCCACCUCGGGGUCGGCCGGCGGCAGCAACUCAGGGGCAGGGCCGGGUGGCUUGGGGAGCCCCAAGUCCAACACCCUGGACAGUCACCACAACAACUUUGACACCAUCCUGGAGGAGCUCCGGGAGAUCAAGGACAGCCAGUCGCACCUGGAGGACUCCAUGGAGGACCUCAAGGCCCAGCUGCAGAGGGAUUACACCUACAUGACGCAGUGCUUGCAGGAGGAGCGGUACAGGUACGAGCGCCUGGAGGAGCAGCUGAACGACCUCACGGAGCUGCACCAGAACGAAAUGACCAACCUGAAGCAGGAGCUGGCCAGCAUGGAGGAGAAGGUGGCCUACCAGUCCUACGAGAGGGCGCGGGACAUCCAGGAGGCGGUGGAGUCCUGCCUGACGCGGGUCACCAAGCUGGAGCUCCAGCAGCAGCAGCAGCAAGUGGUGCAGCUGGAAGGGGUGGAGAACGCCAACGCCCGGGCCCUCCUGGGCAAGUUCAUCAACGUCAUCCUGGCCCUCAUGGCCGUGCUGCUCGUCUUCGUCUCCACCAUCGCCAACUUCAUCACCCCGCUCAUGAAGACCCGCAUGCGCAUCCUCAGCACCGCCCUGCUCGUCCUCUUCCUCCUCUUCCUCUGGAAGCACUGGGACUCCAUCACCUACUUUCUGGAGCACGUGCUGCUGCCCAGCUGAUGCCCUGCCGGGCCCGGGGGGCUUGCUGUUUCCUGCGGAGCAGAGGGUGGGAGGGGGCCGGCGCCCUGCAGCCUUCGUCUGACUUCUUCACGCCCUUGGUCGAGUCGCUUUCCCGCCCCUCCGCCCUCCCUGCACCCGUCUGCGACCGCGUCCAGCACCCGCACGGCGGAGAUGGAGCCGGGAUCUGUCAGUCCUCCGGGAUGUUCGGGGAGGGCAGGCUGGGCACGGAGGAGGCGGGUGGAAGGAGACGGUAAUUCAGGCGUCGUUGGGUUGCGCUGGGAGGUUUGGGUUGUUUUUAACGUCGUUCUGUUGUCCUGGAAGUCUGCGGGAAGGAGGUCGUGUCGCAGGAAGGGCUGAGCUGGCCCGAGGUGGCGAACGGCUCCGUCCCGGGGUGCAGCGAAGCGGCGCGUGCGGGAGGAGCGAGCAGAGGGCAGGGGACAUCCCCGCUCCCAGUGGGCAGCGUGUGGCCGUCUGUCCCACAGCCGCCGGGAGCCCGAUGCCAGCGCCAGCAUCGGCACCGCCACGGGUGCCACGUCCUCCACCGGCUUCCCUGCCGUUAUCCAUUUUCCCCUCCCCUGGCUUUAGCGGGUCGGAGCUCUUCAGGGACGCCUGGCCUUCCCGGCAGCACGCCUCCGGGCUUCGCAGCCUCCGCAAAGUGUCGUGUGCGUGUGCGUGUGUGUGUGUGCGCGUGCGGUUUUUAAGUUAAUUCGAGACUCGUUUCCAUUUGUGAAGCAAAGCUGGGAGAGCGGGGGGAGGCGAGCGGCUGCCUCCCCGGCCCCACGCAAGAGCACGGCAUGCUGUCUCGACUGUUUCUUAAAUUAUUUCAUACAUAUAUAUUUAUGUAAUAUAUCUACACACACAUAUAUAUAUAAAUAUAUAUAUAUAAAAAUAUAUGCACAGUCAGGUCCUCCUCGGGUGCAGCGCCGCCGGCCUCGGCCGGCUCGUCGCAGCGGCGGAUUUGGCCCUGCGGCCGCCGAGGCGUGUGCUGGCAGGGCUGCGUCACUACCAGGUUAUGCCGUUAAAUAGCUGUAAAAACUCAGAAGUAAAUAAACUUUGGAAGUUUGAGCUCUCGAAA